Messenger RNA from Quercus lobata, 1899 nucleotides. RefSeq lists its product as uncharacterized. Bases 1 to 1899 code for a protein of 632 amino acids. The transcript is spliced from 3 exons. Lineage: Eukaryota; Viridiplantae; Streptophyta; Magnoliopsida; Fagales; Fagaceae. The record is from RefSeq and is a predicted model, not a curated record.
AUGCCUGAAAUUGAUAUAAUCAUAUACCACGGUGGUCCGUUGAAGAAUGCCAAUGCGAACAAGGGAUUGCCAUUUGAAGGGCCGGGUAUAAAGACCUAUUAUACCCAAAUUGAUCGUAGGUUGAAGACCCUUGACGAAUUGAAGAUGAUGGUUAUGGAAGAGUUGUGUGAGAACCCUGCUGUGCACAACAUACACAUUACUUAUCGCAUGCCAAAUGAAAUCCUGAAGCACCGGAUUAAUUACAAGUACAUGGCGAUAGAAGCAAACAAACAUGUGAAGAUCAUGUUUGACAAGUUGGAGAGAAUACCUAAAGAUGAGGAUGAUGACUAUGUUGAUGAAAAUAUUGCCAUUAACGGUGAAGAUUUUGGCGAUAGAGAUGAGAUUGAAGACAUGAUUGAACAAGGGGACUUUAGGGACUUUGAGAGGGACAUUGAUGACGAUGAGACAUUGGACGGUAGUCAACCUGAUGCAUACAAUGUUCUUACUGUCCAAAACAUUACAGACACAAUCCCUGUGUACUCACCACCUAUUGAGACACCAUUUGUGUCUAGUUGGAGAGAGGGGAUGAAUUUGUGCAAAGGCUUGACUUUUGCCAAUAAAAUGGAGGUGCAACGCGUAUUAACAAAGUGUGCCCUCAAGGAAAACAAACAUUUUAUGAUCAGUAGGUCAACCACGACAAAACUUUGUGCGAAAUGCGUUGAUGAGUCAUGCACGUGGUAUGUCUACGUAGUCAUGAAGCCCAAGUUCCACAAUCUAUGGAUGAUCACCGUGUACAAGGGUCCUCACACGUGUAUACGGACUGGGGUGCGAAAUGAUGGUAGAAUGAUGAGUUGUAAAUUUAUUGCAGAUGACAUCCUUAAGAAGUUAUGUGAGGAUCACACUACCUCAAUUAAGCAUCUCAGAUCUAUGAUAGAGUUGAAAUAUGAGGGACAAAAGCCUUCUUACUACAAGGUGUGGGAUGCGAAACAAAAGGCGAUUGGGAAGAUGUUUGGGAAUUGGGAAGAGUCUUAUCAAAGGUUACAGAAGUUGCUAAUGGCAUAUAUUGAUCAGGAUCCGACUACGCAGGUGUUCUAUCGUACCACAUCCACCGGUGAAGAUGACACAGUAUUUUUGAAUUAUGUGUUUUGGUCUUUCGGUCCAAGCAUUGAUGGAUUCAAAUAUUGCAAGCCGGUUAUCAGUAUUGAUGGGACCCAUCUGUAUGGUAAAUAUCAGGGAAAGUUGUUGGUUGCAAUGGCAACCGACGCUAACAACAAGGUAUUCCCUCUUGCCUUUGCUAUUGUGGAUUCUGAGUCAGGGUCUAGUUGGAGGUGGUUUUUACUAUGCCUCAGAGAUGCGAUUGGCCGCGUGAUACCUAACGAAGGCAUUUGCAUAAUUUCUGACCGACAUCUCGGUAUCAAAAACGCCAUUGCAAACUGUCCUAGAAGGGAUGAUGGAAGAGCACUGGUAUUUCAUAGAUAUUGCCUUCGACAUGUUGCUAGCAACUUUAGCACACAUUUUCAGAACUCGACUCUGAAGUCAGCGGCGUUGAAAGCCGGAUAUGCUAGUCAGGCAGUGAAAUUUACCUCCAUAAUGGAGACCAUUAAGCAGGCGGAUAUUGAGGCCAUUAGAAAUAAGAAGAAGUUGACGGGGAAGGAUGGCAAGGAAAAGAAUCAAGAUUAUCUUCCAUACACAUACCUAAUGGGUGAGUCUGUGGAUAUGUGGACCCAGUCACAUGAUGGUGGGAGACGUUUUGGGGCAAUGACAACCAAUAUAUCAGAGUGCUUCAAUGGUGUAUUGAAAGGUGCACGGGGCCUUCCUAUUGCCGCGUUGGUUGAGUUCACUUGGAACAAACUUGUCAGUUAUUUCCACGACCGUCGCAAAGACUACCUUUUUGAGUUCUCAGAGGCAAUGAAGAGCUGA